Messenger RNA from Saimiri boliviensis boliviensis (Bolivian squirrel monkey), 2473 nucleotides. RefSeq names its product RNA binding motif protein 38 (gene RBM38). Gene Ontology annotation, cellular component: nucleus; cytosol. Gene Ontology annotation, biological process: regulation of RNA splicing. The record is from RefSeq and is a predicted model, not a curated record. Lineage: Eukaryota; Metazoa; Chordata; Mammalia; Primates; Cebidae. Gene Ontology annotation, molecular function: mRNA 3'-UTR binding.
GGGCGGCGCCGGGGCGCAGAGUUCCCGCAGCGCCGGUCUGGAGCGUAGCGCGGCGCAGGUCGGCGCGCUGAGCGGGAGCGGCGCGCAAGUGGUCGGGCCUGGCGGCUGGACGGGCGCCCCUCGCCGCCCCGCGCGCUCCCCGCCGCCCCCCAUGAGCGCAGCCCCGCACGGCCCGGGUCCGUAGGUGGCGGGGCGCCCUCCAUGCUGCUGCAGCCCGCGCCGUGCGCCCCGAGCGCGGGCUUCCCGCGGCCCCCGGCCGCCCCCGGCGCCAUGCACGGCUCCCAGAAGGACACCACGUUCACCAAGAUCUUCGUGGGCGGCCUGCCGUACCACACCACAGACGCCUCGCUCAGGAAGUACUUCGAGGGCUUUGGCGACAUCGAGGAGGCCGUGGUCAUCACCGACCGCCAGACGGGCAAGUCCCGCGGCUACGGCUUCGUGACCAUGGCCGACCGGGCGGCAGCUGAGAGGGCUUGCAAAGACCCCAACCCCAUCAUCGACGGCCGCAAGGCCAACGUGAACCUGGCGUAUCUGGGCGCCAAGCCUCGGAGCCUCCAGACGGGCUUUGCCAUUGGGGUGCAGCAGCUGCACCCUGCCUUGAUCCAGCGGACUUACGGUGGAGAGCGGGAAGGGCCCCAGAGUCCUGUGAACACCACCGGUCCAGAAGCAGUCGAGAUGGGUCACAGAUUCUGUUGCCGUGUGCACUCGACUCAGGCUGACCCCGCACUACAUCUACCCGCCAGCCAUGGUGCAGCCCAGCGUGGUGAUCCCGGCCGCCCCCGUCCCGUCACUGUCCUCGCCCUACAUUGAGUACACGCCUGCCAGCCCGGCCUAUGCCCAGUACCCACCGGCUGCCUACGACCAGUACCCAUACGCCGCCUCGCCAGCUACGGCUGCCAGCUUCAUGGGCUACAGCUACCCAGCCGCCAUGCCCCAGGCCCUCUCGGCUGCAGCCCCCGCGGGCACCACCUUCGUGCAGUACCAGGCGCCACAGCUGCAGCCCGACAGGAUGCAGUGACUGGCGUUCCUGCCCCGAGGACUGUGGCAUUGUCACCUUCACAGCAGACGGAACUGCCAGGUCACAGUGGGCCGGCGGCAGCCUGGCUGAGCAUCAGUGAGGUGCCACCAGCACCCGUGCCUCCAAAGACCACCCGGGCACUCUGCCUGCGCCCUGGGGCCACGGAGAGACGGCUUCUCUUUAAAUCUAGGUCCCAUGGUGUCUUGAGGGAGGACUUGAAGAAGAAUGACCGAGAGCUAUUUAAAGAUGCAACCCCACGUUCCUGGCACACCACAACAGCCUCUCCUUGCACCUUCUCCUGCCUCCCCACACUCCAGGUGCCCUCAGGCUUGUGUCUCCACCGCGGUACUUGGCCGGGGUGUCACGGACCCUCUGCAGCCCCUGGCCACCCUGGACCCUGCAGAGAUGCCUGACUCCAGGGAACCUGAGAGCAAGAAGUGAAUGAACUGUUGAUUGUAAGUUGAUCCUCGCAAGCUGUGAGUGCGGUCCCAGGUGGGGGACACAGCCUCCUGCUUGAGUCCCAUUUUCUCCAUCAGGGCGCGUGGGCGGCUUCCUCAAGCCGGAGGAGCUUCCCAGGUGCGCAGGGGCCACUGGUGUCGGGCUGCUGGCCAAAGGCCCCUUUCAGUCAAAGCACUGAAGUCGCAACUUUUUUCUUGUAAUUGUUUUGCUACUUAGGUAAUUUCAGAAGUUGAGUCUAUUUUUUUCAGCGGAUACUGCCGCCACCAAGAAUCCAAAACCUAUUUUUGACUUGGAGAGACUUGCUUUUGUUGGUUCCGCCCACGGGGACAGCAGUGUUUCUGUGUAAUAAAGUGUCUGCCAGCUUGCGGGCCAGGAGCCUCCAGUGGGGCAGGCACUGCAGACAGCAGGACCCACGGGCCCGCCCGGGCCAGUCUGAUGCCGCCUGCUUGGGGGGCACAGUGAGUUGUCUCAGGACCCCCUCCCUGUGACACUGGUGCCCCUCCCCCCACAGCUCCCCAGCCACUAUUGAAGGGAAAGGGAGUGACCCACAGCUUCAGGCCACUCAGGGUCUAGACCACAGUGGUGUCUGCUUGGUGCGGGGCCCUGAGCUCUGCCUGCUGGGUGGUUGAAUGCAGGAGGGGGCACCUCUUCCCUCUCCCCCUGUACCACCUGCUGUGUGCCAGCCCAAGACCGUUCCUGCCUGUCUGGGUUAAUGGAGGGAGAAGGCCGUUCUGCUAGUAUGGCAGGGCUGCUCUGGGCCAUCCAGGGCUGUGGGGGUCCAAGGAGGGGUGCGAGGUGAGAGGUAUCCUGGCCAAGGGCGGGGGGCAGCGCGGGGGGUUCCCUCCGGACCUACCUCAGGGAGCUGAGCGUGCAGGCGCUCCAGGGCAGGCCUGGGACAGAGUCAAGGCCCAGAGAAUAAAGGUAGCUAAUCUCAUAAUAAUAUUUUUAUUAGAAUGUUCUGAUGAUAAAAAUAAACUUGUUUUCUUUAAAGAAAAA